GUCUUUUUUUAAAACCUGGAUGUGACGAUUUGUAUUGAAGAAGCCGAGAGAAAUAGAAUCGAAAGCGUUUUAAGAUGGCGAACCGUACGGUCAAGGAUGCCCACAGCAUCCAUGGCACCAACCCUCAGUAUCUGGUGGAGAAGAUCAUUCGCACGCGGAUCUAUGAAUCAAAGUACUGGAAAGAAGAGUGCUUUGGACUUACCGCUGAACUUGUAGUGGACAAAGCCAUGGAGUUAAGGUUUGUGGGUGGUGUCUACGGUGGAAACAUAAAGCCAACUCCUUUUCUGUGUUUAACCUUGAAGAUGCUUCAGAUUCAACCUGAGAAGGAUAUCAUUGUUGAGUUCAUAAAAAAUGAAGAUUUCAAGUAUGUCCGGAUGUUGGGGGCACUUUACAUGAGGCUGACAGGAACUGCAAUGGAUUGCUACAAGUACUUGGAGCCUUUGUACAAUGACUAUCGAAAAAUCAAGAGCCAGAACCGGAAUGGGGAGUUUGAACUGAUGCACGUAGAUGAGUUCAUUGAUGAACUUCUGCACAGUGAGAGAGUCUGUGAUAUCAUUUUGCCCCGGCUGCAGAGACGCUCUGUGCUGGAGGAAGCUGAACAACUGGAGCCCCGAGUUAGUGCUCUAGAAGAGGACAUGGAUGAUGUGGAAUCCAGUGAGGAGGAGGAAGAAGAAGAUGAGAAGCUGGAAAGAGUCCCAUCACCUGACCAUCGACGACGAAGAAGCUACCGAGACCUGGACAAGCCACGGCGUUCUCCUGCACUGCGCUACAGGAGGAGUCGGAGUCGGUCUCCCAGGAGGCGAAGUAGAUCCCCCAAAAGAAGAAGCCCUUCUCCACGCCGAGAAAGGCAUAGGAGCAAGAGUCCACGACGCCAUCGAAGCAGGUCCCGAGACAGACGACACAGAUCCCGCUCUAAAUCCCCAGGUCACCACCGUAGUCACAGACAUAGGAGUCACUCCAAGUCUCCUGAAAGGUCUAAGAAAAGCCACAAGAAGAGCCGGAGAGGAAAUGAGUAAUGGAUUCAUUUUGACUUCUGCCCAGAUGGCCUCCUGUGGAUAGGAGAAGAAUAGGUUUAGUGAAAGGAUCAAGAUCUCCUCUUCAGGCAGCUAUGCGUAUUUUGGGUUUUUAAAACAUCAAGUCGUUUGGUUGGUUUCUGUUUUGUUUUUAUUUUAAUAUUACAGAGGUGGUGCUAAGUUUUGUAUCUCUUUGAAUUAUAAUCAACAUCUUUGAAGGAUGUUUUUGACCAAAUCAAGGUCAGGUUUUGACCUAACCAACUAUGGUUAUUCAUACUUAAAAAGGGUCAAGAGGAUCUGGGAGUUGGGGAGAUUCAUGAGAAUGAAGAGAUAUAGCCACGUGGUGAUCCUUUUCUUAUUUGUAAUUAAACCAGACACAGUUGUCAUUUUUCUUUAGUUUCUGCUUUCUCUAUGAAAUCCUGAGAGUUCUGUGGUUGAUACUGCUGCGACCCAGCUAGUAAAGCGUAGUAAUUCCUAACUUCUCAUUAACUACUAUGGUGGUAUUUUGUUUGUACUGAAAUGUGAUUUUAAUUGUAUGUUAAUAAAUAAAGUUGCCUGGGGGUUCAGAGCUAUUAGAGCCAUAGCAAGAGCGUGGCGGUGGUGGCGCACACCUUUAAUCCCAGCACUUGGUAGACAGAGCUAGGUAGAUCUCUGUGUGUAAAAGGAGACAGCCAACAUUGGAGACACACGCCUUUAAUCUCAAUACCAUAGAGGACCUGGAGGGCUGUACAUACAGGCAGUGAUGACGCAGUCAUGUGUUUGGGUUUACAACCAAUGAGAAGGCAGAACAGAAAGAUUAUAUAAGACAAACACAGAGGAAGUAGGUCCCUUUCGGAGAGCUCUUUUGACUGAAGAGGAUCGCUGAAGCAGGAAGGUUGAGGCUCUUAGCUCUGACCUCUUGGCUUUCUUCUCUGAA
This is a messenger RNA of Peromyscus eremicus (cactus mouse), 1929 nucleotides long. RefSeq names its product pre-mRNA-splicing factor 38A-like. Gene Ontology annotation, cellular component: precatalytic spliceosome. Lineage: Eukaryota; Metazoa; Chordata; Mammalia; Rodentia; Cricetidae. The transcript has a single exon. The coding region runs from base 75 to 1016 and encodes 313 amino acids. The record is from RefSeq and is a predicted model, not a curated record.